This is a messenger RNA of Linnemannia hyalina, 1584 nucleotides long. NCBI's taxonomy places the organism in Eukaryota, Fungi, Mortierellomycota, Mortierellomycetes, Mortierellales, Mortierellaceae. The record is from the annotation of a GenBank genome assembly.
AUGGAGUACAUUCUUCAGCUGCAAAACUCGACCAUCAGGACAACCAUCGCCGACACAACAAGGGCACAAUGGCAUGGCUACCCUGACUUUGCGCCUAUGCUGGAGGGACUGCCCAACCCUGGAGAUGUACCUCCAACACCGCCAUUGUACUCGUUCUUGGACCUGAUCAACCUUGCGAGUGAGGCAAACGACGAGGCAUCCGACAAAGCAUUCCUUCAACUGCAGUCCUACUGUGUCGGCGCAGACCCAGCCUUGUUUGCUCAGGUUCUGGCUCGGUUUACUCUGGAGGCUGGAGAGUCAUAUCCGUCGCUGUCAUCAACAGCCAAGACGACGGGUUGGCUAGAGUGGGUUAUCAACUAUAAACCAGGGCUCUUACGGAAAGGCGAAAUGGCAAGGCGACUGUGGACAACAGCAAAGCAGAGGGGGGAAGAUAUCGACAAGAUGGCAAUUCAGUGGAUUGUGGCUGUCUUGGCAAAGAAACAGGAGCUUGCAGCGGAUGCUUCUCGGCGGAGGAAACAGGAAGAGAGUAUAGGCAACAACACACAGAGCUGGAAUAUGGUCCAGUACCAGAGCCACCACGACACUUUAUACAUGCUUCACUGCGGGCCAUUGGCGCAGCAAGGCUUGCCACUGUGGGAUAGCGAGUCCGUCUUGAAUGCGCUCGUAAAGCUGCGGGACGGGACUGAUUACGGAGCGUUUGAGAACCAGGCACUUUUGUUGACAAAUUCUCUCGAGCGGAUAUUCACAUGGCUUGAAUCCACCGACUCGGACGAUUCUAUCGAAGAACUGAAGUCUCGGGCGGCGACAUAUAGCAAGACUCCCGAGAUCAUGCUGUUCGCCAUGGAUACGAUUUUGAAGUACCUGGACGGCCGAUGGAUUAAGGAGGAUAGCAAAGACGAGACGCGGUCGAAAGCCCUGACGAUAUCGUUGACUGACAUCAACCGCGAGCGACAACCCAUCCAUUACAAAUCAACUGGCCUUGCAGGAUCAUUCAGUUUUCAGGAUGGAAGUUAUAUCAACCGCGGAAAGUCAUUGAGGGGGAAGGAGGAGCAAAAGGCUCAAGGCCGGAUUCAGUCAGUGCGCGAAUUUGAGAUUGCAGACCUUGUGGCUCGAUGCAUGGAUGGACACGACUCGGUCAUUAUUGAGCAGUUGAUGAGAAGAUUUGUAUUGCAUCUUGGAAUGAGAGUCGACACCGCUAUGGUGAGCGCUACAUCGGCCGCUAUGAAGCACGCCGCACAACAACGCACAUCAUCGAAGGCGUAUCCAAAGGAGCUGGAUGAGACCACUUGGCUAGCCCAGCUUGCGGAGCAGACGGGACUGAUCCCAGACCCUAUCAACCAGGCAGCAGUUCUGUUCCCAUUGAUCGAUUCCAAGGAUGUCGGAUCCGUGUUGGAGCAAUGCUACUAUGUGCUCCUUGUCCGGAAUGCAGAGUCCCUGCAGACCCAGCAGCAACAGUCCGUGCAGCAACAGGUUACCACAGACAACCAAGGGCCUGAAAUCUCGUUGAUCCGUCGACUGAUUUUCAAGCACGCCACUCGGACGUUCCAUUUGAUGCCUUUGUUCACAGUGUCGGCCACUUCGUGA